This is a messenger RNA of Gasterosteus aculeatus aculeatus (three-spined stickleback), 958 nucleotides long. Lineage: Eukaryota; Metazoa; Chordata; Actinopteri; Perciformes; Gasterosteidae. The record is from RefSeq and is a predicted model, not a curated record.
CAUCUGUCCUCACUUCCCUCUUCUGUGAGAGAUGAGGAGAUAACGGAGAGUAUUUAUGGCUUCCUCUCCUUCUUCACCUCAUCACAGGACGGCUGAUUGACACACGUCAGUAUCAGGUGGUCUUUAUCUCCAGCAUCUGCAUCAUCUCUUUGCCUUCACCAUGAAGACGCUGACUGUGACUGCCCUUCUGUGUGCCAUCAUGGCUCUGACUGGAGCUGCUGCUCUCCCAGAGGAAAUGUCUGGAGAAGAACCCAAUGAGCGACAUCUGGUCAAGCGGUCUUUGUGUUCCCACGGUUGGACUGGCUAUAACGGUCGCUGUUUCCUCUUCAUUCCAAGAGCGAUGACUUGGGCUAAAGCUGAGAAAAACUGUCUUUCUCUGGGUGGACACCUUGCAUCUGUUCACAGCGUCCUGGAGUACCAUGAUAUUCAGAAAGCCAUCAUAAGCUCCAGUUUCCAUCAUCCGACUACAUGGAUUGGAGGCUCUGAUGCACAAGAGGAGAAUCAAUGGUUCUGGAGUGAUGGGACAAGAUUUGACUACACGAAUUGGGCCAAUGGAGAGCCUAACAACUUGUGGGGUCAGCAGCAUUGCAUUCAAAUGAAUUUUGGAGAUGCGAAGGCCUGGGAUGACGUGCAGUGCUGGACUAAACUUCCAUCUAUUUGUGCCCAGUGAACCUGAUCCUUUCACUGGCAGUGAAGCCUCAGGUGCCCCUUGAUUAGGAAAAAGGGGGUGCAAGCUUUCAAACACAUCUGAUUGUAUUUCACAUCUAUACUUUUCUUUUCUGUCGCUGUAACGCUAUAUAAGGAACGAUACGACGACUGACACGAGCUGGACGGUGUUUGAGGCCUUGAGCCUCAGUAAGAGUGGUUGAGGGAAAAAAUGCUUCUAGCACAACCUUACAUAUAUUCUACACAUAUUCUUUCUUUCUUUAUGCAUUAAUAAAAAGCUAGAGCAUUGAAA